Molecule: messenger RNA, 2989 nt
Organism: Rhagoletis zephyria (snowberry fruit fly)
Lineage: Eukaryota; Metazoa; Arthropoda; Insecta; Diptera; Tephritidae
Gene: Ctf4
Product: Chromosome transmission fidelity 4
Biological process (GO): DNA repair; DNA-templated DNA replication; mitotic cell cycle
Cellular component (GO): nuclear replication fork
Molecular function (GO): chromatin binding; protein binding
Source: RefSeq, a predicted model, not a curated record
UGUAUUUGUUUUGUUUUCAUUUGCUUUCCCCCAAUUUUUGGCUUUUGGCAGCUGCUUGACCAACACUGUUUUGGCGCCAAACACUUCAUCAUCCAUACAAUUUUUCCACUGUCGGUCGAGAGUUUAUACAUAAUUUUUUAAUUAAUAAAUGGCUUACGAACGCAGCUCAUUGCGAUACGCACAUACCAAUGGAUUCACAAGUCUCAUUUUCACAGAGGAUGGCGAAUUCAUCAUUACCUGCGGCUCUGAUGGCGAUAUUCGUAUGUGGCGCGGCAUAGAUGACGAUGAUCCCAGCUCCACUUGCCUAGGUGAGUUUGUUGUGUGUAUUGCGCAUAGCAAAAAACGUCUACUAGCUUCCACAGAUAGAAACACUGUGCAAGCAUACACAUAUCCAGAAUUAGAAAAUGAUGGCACCUUAAUGCGUUUUACGGCACCAGUGACUUGCCUCCGUGCCCAUGAGAAGUAUCUCGCUGCGGGCUCAGAUGAUACAAAUAUUAAGGUUUUAAAAAGUGAUGAUGGUAAAAGCGAAUUGCAUUUACAAGGGCACAGUGGGCCCCUGCUGGGGCUUGAUAUCUGCCACGAGGGUGAAUUCCUUGCUUCCAUCGGAGGAGACGGUCAGCUGAAAAUUUGGAAUUUAGAACAGGGAGGACUAGAAGUGAAAAACAUCAGUGGCUUGCCGAAGGCAAAUAGUUUUGAGACUGCAGAACAAUUCGGAACCCCAUGCUUUGAGCCACAAAGGAGCAAGUCGUUAGCUUAUGUCCACGGGAAAGAAGUCUUCGUGUUGAAUACGGACACAUGGGAAGUGAAGUUUACGCUGUCCGAUGAACGAAUCAAGGGAGAAUAUACAUGUUGUAAUUUUUCAAAGGAUGGGCAAUACCUAGCGGCGGGUACAACAAAAGGCGAAGUAAGCGUUUUCGAUUUUCUGCGCAAACAGCCCUUAAAAACGGAACCGCCGACUAGCGAGUGUCAGUCCAUCACUUGCAUAAGUUGGAACGCAGCAGGAACUGAAUUAGCAUUUUGCGAUAAUACUGGACAACUGGGAACAUUGUUUCGUACGAAAGGUGGAAAUGGUGCCAUAUUCGCAGAUGGUGAAGCGGAGGAAGUUGAUUUUGGGGAUAUUGAAUUCAACAAUGAUGAAAAUGACGACAUGGCAAGCGGCAGUGGCUUGGGCGCAGGUGAAGGAAACGAUGGGGAUGAUGACGAUGACGACGGGAUAUCAAUAGAGCGAUUAAAAAACCAAGUGAUGCGCAAGGCAGGCGGGUAUGCUGAUGACCAAGAUGAAAAUACGCGCCAUUCCUUAACAAAAUCUGUGAAUGGCGAUAUUGAGCCACAAAUAUUGGUGAAGACGUUCAAGCAACAGCCUGCAUUCCAACCAGGCGCAACACCAACCCAUCUGGAACAUCGUUAUCUUGCAUGGAAUGAAGUAGGCAUUGUAACAGCCCAUACGGAAGGUACUGACGGUUCACUAGAUGUGGAAUUUCACGACGCCAGCGUUCAUCACUCCCUGCAUAUACCGAACUACAGCAACCAUAAUAUUGCCAGCUUGAGCACGAGCGUACUGGCAUUGUCUGCUGAAAAUUCAACUAAAUUGGUUUGCAUCGCACUCGCUGCAUCCGGCAAUAAGGAAUGGUCUGUCACAUUUCCUGAUUGUGAAAGCACUGAGGCAUUGAUCGCUACUAAUAAACUCGUAGGUGUUGCCACUAGCAUGCAGUUUCUUCGUCUUUUUACAGUAAUGGGCACCCAGCGUGAAAUCAUAUCCAUUCCCGGACCUGUAGUGGCGCUUGCUGGCCAUGAAGAUCGUAUACUUGUAUUGUACCACAGCGCGCCACCUGGUACCAUGCAGCAGCAUUUAUCUGCUAUGCUUAUACAAACGGCUGGAAUGCAGUUGCGCACACAACAUUUGGCAGUACCGUUGACGCCAGAGCGUCGGCUGACAUGGCUAGGAUUUUCGGAUUGCGGUUCGCCGGUAUUUGCUGAUUCUAUGGGUUUGUUACAGUUGUACAGCCUUAAAAGUCAAUGUUGGUAUCCAAUCUGCGAUACUCUGAAACAAAGUCAGAGCGUUUCAAAUUAUUACUUUGUCAUUGCUGUGUCCGAACGCAGUCAAAUUAUACAAGCUGUUUUGUGCCGUGGCAGCUCGUACCCAAUGACCAAUCCACGCCCGAUGACCCAGGAACUUACAAUGCAGCUACCAAUAUGCGAUGUUGAAGUGGAAAAAUCUGAACUGGAGGAUACUUUGGUACGGGCUUCUAUUAUGUCUAUAGAAAAUCCAGAGAAAACUAUCAAAGAAACGGCAAUCAAAUUGUUCGCAUUGGCUUGCCGUACUGAAGUGGAAAUGCGUGCAAAAGAACUUAUUGAAACUAUUGCCUGUCCAGACCUGCUGCUCUUGGCUGUCAAGUAUGCUACGAAGUUGGGCCGUAUUCAUCUCUCCGAUCGCCUGUCAGAACUCAUGCCACAAAUCGAAGAACAAAGUCAACGCGAACGACAAGAAUUACACGAAUUUCAGCAGAACCACGUUACACUCUCGCCAGUUGUUCGUUCCCAAAGUCCCAGUUUUGGUAACAGUUCAACGAGUGGCAAUCGAAUUGCGCCAAAAGCUAUGGAGCUAACACAUGCGAGACGUGCAUCACUGAAACGUUUUGCCAUGUCUAAUUCCCCAGUUACCUUUGGCAAAAAAUCGGCAGUAAUUAAUGGGACUGAUCACUCAGCAUCUCCCACACUUACAGCAACAAAUACAGAAUCAAUUGAAUCCCAAGAAAACAUGCCAGAUAAGAAUCCCGAAAAGUUGGAUACCAGUAAUGAUGAACUAAAAGAAGUCACACGCACUCCGCUCAAUGCCGUUAAUCCAUUUGCGGCCAAACGCAAGCACUCGGAGAUCGACGCAGCGAAUAAGGGGGGUGUUUUAAUUAAUGGGGGCAAGCUGAAGAUUGCAAAAAAAUAAAUACGUUUAAUACCAAACUUUUUUUUUAAUAUAGCUUUUUAAAUUAUUGUA